AUCACGUGUACACAAUCUGCACAAAAAAUCUGUUUUCUGAAUUCAAUAUGUUGUGCACGUCUGCAUAUAACACUAACCGUUAAACUGUCAAUGGUGGCACAAGGUACACUAUAACAUAUUUCGACAGCUACGUAUUUUCUGAAAAUCUGUUUUAAGAAACACGCAAUCGGUCGCGUUGCAUUUUUGGAAAACGAUCGGAGUUUAUAGUCUAAAGAUUUCUCAGUGAAUACAACAUAUCAACUUGAACAAGUUCUCAAUGAUAAAGGCACAGAUCAGUACUGUUCCGUGUCAAGAUUAAACCAUGGACUAUGGAACAAAUGUAAAGCCCGAUUCAAUUCGAAAACUUCUGCAACAUCAGGUGGCAGAACAAAGCAAGGUCUGCGAUGUUACGCUGAAGUCUGGGAGAUGGACAAAGCGGUACCAUCUUCAUGUUUUAAUGGAAAGCCCAUUCUUUCAGCAGGCGUUUCGCAACAACUUUCAAGAGCGUCAUUGUGGUGCGGUUGAAUUGCACAUCGGAUCGCCGAGAACAAUUGACAUGGCGAUUAUGUAUUUGUAUGGAAUUUGUCCGGAACUAAAUAUGAACAACAUAGCACAAUUGCUCGAUCUAGCUGAGUUCUUUUUACUACCAAACUUGAAAAUGCUUUGUUUUACAUGGCUUCAAAAAGUGGAAUUAUUAGAAGUGAAUGUUGUUGACGUUUUACACUUGUGUUCGAUAUACGAGUUGAACAUUCCAGGAGUAGAACUAUUCAUUGAGCAAAGAUUAUUAACGCUCUUAAAAGGGGAUCAUUUGCUGACGCUGUGUUCAGAAUCAGUGGCGAAUUUGUUUUCUGAUCAACGACUCUCGUACGUGCCGCAUGCUUUAAAGCUUAAGUUUAUAUCUCGAUGGAUAAGAAAAAGACAAAAUGCUAGAAUGGAUCAGGUUGCCAAAUGUAUGACUUUGAUUGACAUUCCUCGAAUGAUUCAAGAGCAAAGACAACCAUCUAAUCAACAGGAAAAUUGUCUGUUAUAUUCGCCAAGCACGGGUGUCUUGAAAUUGCUGGCAUAUUCUUUCAUUGCUAGAAAAUGGUACAAGUUAUUAGUUUCUGCUGAAUUGAAAAGGACACAAUUCUGCAAAGAUAAAAUGUCUAUGGAUGGGUGCCAUUUAAUUACUUAUAACGACGAAGAGAACAUUUUAAUAGCACAUGACCUAGACAAAAAUAAAUCAAAACACAUUGCAGUAGAAUACUUCAAACCAUUUUUUAAGAUAAUAUCUAGUAAACUUGUAGUAAAAAACGGCUUAUGUUAUUUGAUCCAAACUGAAAGAACCAAAAGUUAUAACAGCAAAUCAACUCUGUUGAUGGGUCAUAUAACACCCCUCUGUAAUGAACUGCACUUAAAUUCACUGCUAUUCUUUAAUGGAGACGUUUUAAAAUGGUGUGUGAAUUCGUCAAACUUGGUUGCCAUACUGACAAGGGCCAGUAUAAGUACCAAACCAUACCAUGCGGCAACUUUUUUUUAUAAUUUACUAGUAUACGAUUCAUCGUCAUCGACGCGUUUUGACGUUACACAUCUUAUAGAAGACAAACUAUCGGACGAAGUUGAGCUGUAUGGCAUAGAUCAAGGAUUCGCAGUUCUUAACGGCUGUCAUAUUAGCAUUGUAAUGCCUCAACAUGGUCCAAAUGCUAUCUCAGGAUUUGUUAUGAUGUAUAUCCAACGUGAAAUGGAUGUUUUGUAUUCCUUUAUUGACAAUAAGUGUUAUAAAUAUUCAUUAAGAGACUUGCAUCAUACACUGGAAGAAACCAACGUCAGCGAUUUACUUGAACAUUACGCUAUACCAACGAAAUGGCAGAUGAUCCCAAUGCCAGAAGGUCUACCUUUUAAUUCAACUUACUUUAAAAAACUUGUGCAUAUGAGCUUACAAAACACAACGCUGAGGUGCCACUUCAAUUGCCCACACUGUGAGCUGUUAGACGGGGAAGCUAAAGAGCGUACUUUAACAGACAAGUCGCUUCAUUUGCAGACAAGCACGGAUUCCGACACUGAGGAUGAUGAUGAUUUUAGAGACAAGUCGCAAGAUUUGCAGACGUGCAUUGAUAGUUCCACGUGUUCCGACACUGAUGAUGAUGAUGAUUUUCUUCAGCAACUUAUCAGUAACAACUAAUAAACGUACUAACUAUUUAAAGUACAAUUUUGAUUUGUAUGAAAUGAACAUGUUUGACAUUUGAAUUUUUUACACUGCAUAUUUAAUAUGACAAAGAUUAUACGCGUGCACGUUUUAUUCGCUCCAAUAUAAUACCCAGCCAGUGACGUUUCCCAAAUUUAAAAAGCAUACUUCAAAAUAGUUCGUUAUUGUUAUAAUAUUUUGGUUUGGAAUGUAGACUAUUGCUGAAAUAAUACCUAAACAUA
Molecule: messenger RNA, 2385 nt
Organism: Dreissena polymorpha
Lineage: Eukaryota; Metazoa; Mollusca; Bivalvia; Myida; Dreissenidae
Exons: 3
Coding region: 302-2140 (612 amino acids)
Molecular function (GO): protein binding
Source: RefSeq, a predicted model, not a curated record